AUGGCUGACGAUCUCAAUGAUUUGGAAGAUAUAAAACUGACUUCGGAAGAAGCAUCCCGGUUAAGGGAUGCUUUUCAAGACAAAAAAUUUCUGAAACUGUUCCAAGAUUAUGUUGAAGAUAUUAAUAGUAAAGAGAGUCGAAAAAAUUAUGAAGAAGAGAUUAUAGCUAUGGAAAAAGAGAGAGGAUUCGAUGUAAAAUUUUUACAUCCGGAACCAUGGUACGUCAUGAAAUUUGUUACAAAUGGGAAGAAAAUAUUCGUUAAUAUUUGCAGAAAUGAAUAUGCAGCUGGACCGACAGCUGAAAGGAGGAAUUCUGGUACCGAAUGGAAGAUACCAGUCAUUUUGUCCAAACCGAGGGAAGAUUUGGAUAAGAAAGGAGUGAAGUGCACUGUUAUUGAUGCUUCAUUCCAUUCAGAGACCAUGGAACGUGCGCUGAAUGAUAUACGAUUCAAGCGACUAGUGGAAGACACAGCUAUAUCUACUAUUCAUGAUAGUUUCAAUAUUCACUUGGAAAGAGCACUUGCAAAAUAUCCAAAGAUGAAGUAUAAAGGCAUACCGCCGUCUGUUGUCCUCAGGCGAAGUAAACAAAAGAAUUUGGUUUGCGAGCCAAUAGAUGAAUAUUACAAAAAUAAGUUGGCAGAAAAAAGGAAAGAAAUUUUAUCACAGAUGCCUAAAAAGGUUCAAAAACCAAAGUAUGUAAUUAAAUAUAGAGAUAUAAUAGAUAUGAAGGACUUCAGCUUGAUGGGAUAUACCGAUAAAUGUGCACCUAAAGAAAUUGUGAUCGAUAUUGAUCUCCUAGAAGUUCAAAAUGCAAGUGAAAUUCUGUUGGAUGUAUUCGAGAAGAAACUCAAGUUGGAAAGUAUUCCAGAAGUUCAUCACGCUUAUCUUUUAGAUAUGGAUCUUAGUUAUGCUGUGGACAAAGAUGCGGGGAGUGCACAAUUCAACAAAGCCAAUAAGACACUAAAUGUCAGACUACCGGUAAAAAACAGAGGAUUACCAGCGGAUAUGAAUUCAACUAAUGGCGAAUAAAAUUCCUUGUUGAAGAUGACGCUUCAUCCAUUCAAGAACACAAAAUAUUUCACAAUUCACUGAAUAUAGCAGCCAUCAUAAUUCAUAACUGAAAAAUGCUUGAAGAUUAGCUAAGAAGUAUGAACAGAAGAAACAGUACUUAAGAGACAUUACUAAAUGCCUUAGCAUAGCCUCUUCGCAUCAUAAAUGAAGUUCAAAGAUAGCUGUAUACCAGAUAAUUUACGGUUAACAUCACGAGAUUUCAGGUCUAAAGAUUUGUAUGACAAUUCAUUCUGUUAACAUCGGGUUAAUUUUUCCAUUUCAGCUGAAAGUUAAGAAUGAGAGAAAAUACAUAGUAUGCAGGUCAUGCUCCAUGCUGCAAGAAUGUAACAAAAUCUAAGUGUUCGAGGCUAGCAUUAAUGUUUUUUAAUAAUAAAUUAAUGUAACAGAUAACGCUAGGUUUGAGCACAUGUAGUUCAAACGAAGAGCAAAUAUUCAGGAUUGCCUGCCUUUUAAUAAACAUUAUUGCAAUUAAAAAAAUGUAAGUAAAAUUUCUUGGGGCGGUAUUUCGUAAUUUCAUUCAUUUCUGCACUAAUUUCUGUAAAACCAAAAUUUAAAAAAUAAAUAAAUAAAGUCUUUUCUUUUAUUAGAAAUGGAACUUAACUUGUUAACUAGAUUUUUUUUCCCUCUGAACUCAAAAAUCCUAUUAGUUUCUCCCCAUCAGUGCAACGUUUGAGACGCAGGUUAUGUUAAUACAUAAUACAUUCGGAACAUACGACAGAAGAAAAAAUUUAUCGCACUUAUACAUUUUCAUUCUCGUAAAUAAUAUUUUUAUACCAUGGAACAGUUUACUUAGUCUUUAAAAUGAGUAACUGUUCCGAGAGUUAUCCAACCUUUUCGCGUGAAAAGUCACUUAAAGUGUUUGCAAGCAACUCGCAGGCUAGAAGUUGUUAAGAAUUCUAUAAAAACAUACAGGGUUACUAUAUAUUAUUCACUGAGUUUCGAAAUUAUGUAUUUUAUUUUUCAAACAAUAUGUGAAAAAAUCUUACAUGAAAUGAAAUAAAAUAUUUUCAGAUUUUGUU
This is a messenger RNA of Stegodyphus dumicola, 2090 nucleotides long. Its product is annotated as protein kintoun-like. The record is from RefSeq and is a predicted model, not a curated record. NCBI's taxonomy places the organism in Eukaryota, Metazoa, Arthropoda, Arachnida, Araneae, Eresidae. Gene Ontology annotation, cellular component: cytoplasm.